AUGGCUUCUCUUCUCGUCGGGCCACCUGAAAUCUACGCACAAUCGUCGUCCUCCGCCGCCACCGAUGAUGUACACAUCAGAACAAUGGUCUCAAAUUUCCGCCGGAAUUCUCUAUUCGGUUACUGGCCUGAAAUGGCCCCCACCGAAAAUAUUUGUCCGACGUUUCUAUCGACGGGCAACCCCUGUCUGGAUUUCUUCUUCCAUGUCGUCCCCGACACGCCGCCGGAAACCUUGAUCAACCGCCUGCGGCUCGCCUGGGAUCACGACCCAUUGAAGGCCCUGAAGCUUGUCUGCAAUCUCCGAGGGGUCAGAGGCACCGGAAAAUCUGACAAAGAAGGAUUCUACACAGCCGCGCUGUGGCUGCACCAUCGCCACUCCAAAACCCUAGCCGCCAACGUAGCUGCUUUCGCGGAUUUCGGCUACCUAAAAGAUUUGCUGGAGAUCCUUUUCCGGAUCCUAGAAGGGCCCAAGGCGCGACAAUCGGCGAAAGAGAUGGGGGAGAAGUGGAAAGUUUGGAAAUGGGCCAAGGCGGAGUGGGUGCGUGUAAAAAAGGAGAUGAGGAAUUGUGGUACAACACCAAAUCCACAUUUGUUUACGACGAAGCAAAUUUUGAAGGCUCAGUUGAUGGAGCGUAGGAGAAAUCUGGAAACGGGGCAAACCCGCCAAGAGAAGAGGCUGAAGAUGGCCAAGAGGGCUGUGAAGAUGUAUAAUGAGGAUCCCAAUUUCAAGUUGUUGCACGACCAAGUCUCAGAUGUCUUCGCGCAGCGGUUGAGAUCGGAUAUGGAGAUGCUGAAAUCGGGGGAUCUGAACAAGAUCAGCCUCGCCGCGAAAUGGUGCCCCUCUCUGGAUUCGUCGUUCGACAGAAUAACCCUGCUGUGUGAAACCAUAGCGAAGAAGGUGUUUCCGAGGGCGGAAUAUGCAGAGUAUCAAGGCGUGGAGGAGGCGCAUUACGCGUAUCGUGUGAGGGAUCGUUUGAGGAAGGAGGUGCUGGUGCCGCUGCGGAAGCGGAAGCGGCACAACGGAGGCAAUUAUUCAUACAAGAGAGUGGCGUCUGUGGCUAUGAAGACCAACUGCCAAAACUUUUACGUGCACGACGGGGAAAAGUUUAGCGAGUACCUUGAUAGAGUGAGGUCCGGCGAGGCCAAGAUCGCAGCUGGUGCGUUGCUCCCUCAUGAGAUGACCGCCGCCUUCGCCUCUCGGAAUGAAGAUAGCCUAGCCGCCAAAGUGUCGGAGCUUCAGUGGAAGAGGAUGGUGGAGGACAUGGCGAAGAAGGGGAAACUGAGCAAUUGCCUUGCAGUCUCUGAUGUUUCCGGUGCGAGGUUGAAUGGCUUCCCGAUGGAGGCGUCAGUGGCACUCGGAGUUCUGGUGUCGGAGCUGAGCGAAGAGCCGUGGAAGGGGAAGCUCAUCACUUUCAACAGAACCCCACAGCUCCACAUACUCGAGGGAGAUAGCUUGAAGGGGAAGGUGAAUUUGGUGAGACGACAUAUGCAGACGCGGUUAGGGAACACCAGUGAUUUGCAGAAGGUGUUUGAUGUGAUACUGCAAGUGGCGGAGAAGGGGAAGUUGAAGGCGGAGGAGAUGAUAAAGAGGCUGUUUGUGUUCAGCGAUAUGGAAUUCGACAACGCGUCGCUGAAUCCGUGGGAGACGGAUUAUGAGGUCAUCGUGAGGAAGUUUAGAGAGAAGGGAUAUGGAGAAUGCGUGCCGGAGAUUGUGUUUUGGAAUUUGAAGGAUUCAAAGGCGACGCCUGUGCCGGCGAACCAGCCGGGGGUGGCGCUGGUGAGCGGCUACUCCAAGAAUUUGAUGACUUUGUUUCUUGAAGAGGGCGGAGUAAUGGAUCCAGUGGCGGUGAUGGAAGCCGCAAUUUCUGGGGAAGAGUAUAACAAACUGGUUGUUUUAGAUUGAUUCAAUUACUAUAUGCUAGUAAAAGAUAUCCCGUCUUUUAUCAAAGCCUGGAAAUGCUAUUUACUUAUUUUGAAACAUAAAUUUAUAAAAUAUAUAAAUUA
This is a messenger RNA of Salvia miltiorrhiza (redroot sage), 2003 nucleotides long. RefSeq lists its product as uncharacterized. The transcript has a single exon. NCBI's taxonomy places the organism in Eukaryota, Viridiplantae, Streptophyta, Magnoliopsida, Lamiales, Lamiaceae. The record is from RefSeq and is a predicted model, not a curated record. The coding region runs from base 1 to 1902 and encodes 633 amino acids.